AUGGCGGCAGCUGAUUUUCCGGCGGGGAACUCUUCAGAACGUACUGGAAACAAGACAGCUCAAGGUCAGAUCCUAUGUUUUGAUCAUCUCAACCGACCUGCUCACAUCUCAGCGAUGCUUUUUCAACAGAAGUUCACCAAGACUCCAACUUUGGUUAAUGGGUCACCAAUCUGUAUGCUAUUGGUGUUGGGAUUAUUAUUGGUUGAUGGUUAG
Prunus armeniaca (apricot) is the source of this 213-nucleotide messenger RNA. Lineage: Eukaryota; Viridiplantae; Streptophyta; Magnoliopsida; Rosales; Rosaceae. The record is from the annotation of a GenBank genome assembly.